Molecule: messenger RNA, 2561 nt
Organism: Gamsiella multidivaricata
Lineage: Eukaryota; Fungi; Mortierellomycota; Mortierellomycetes; Mortierellales; Mortierellaceae
Exons: 7
Coding region: 50-2488 (812 amino acids)
Biological process (GO): ribosome biogenesis; endonucleolytic cleavage of tricistronic rRNA transcript (SSU-rRNA, 5.8S rRNA, LSU-rRNA); maturation of SSU-rRNA from tricistronic rRNA transcript (SSU-rRNA, 5.8S rRNA, LSU-rRNA)
Cellular component (GO): preribosome, small subunit precursor; nucleus
Molecular function (GO): GTP binding; U3 snoRNA binding; GTPase activity
Source: RefSeq, a predicted model, not a curated record
CCGACCAGCCUGUCUCCCCUUGCUUCUGUCCAUUACACCCACACUCACCAUGUCCGAGCAGCAGCACCAGCAUCGUUCCAACACAAAGCUCAAGCAACAAAACAAGCCCUUCAAGUCUAAGCACUUGACUAAAAGCAGCUUGAGGGACAAGGCCAAAGGCAAGGUCGAACGCGUAUCUAUCAAGCAUCAGUCCACUAGAGGACUCUCAAAUAAGACUGAUCGCCGUAAUUCCGCCAAACUCCUUCAGCAGAAGAAGCGCGAGGAAUUGUUCAGGAAGACGAAGAUUUUCGAUGGAAAGAAUGGUACACCAAAGGUCGUCGCUGUGGUUGCACUCUGUGCCGAUGUGAGUGCUGAUGACGCUGUCGCCAAGCUCUUUGCCAGCGUGGAUCAGGUUCCCGCCAACAAGGGGACCGUCCUCAUGACUACGGACCGCUUCAGGCAGAAGCUCCAAUUUGUCCCGCUUCAGCGCAACUACAUUGAUAUCAUGGAUGCUGCCAAGGUUGCGGACUUUCUUCUGCUCGUGAUGUCUGCUGUAGAGGAAGUUGACAAAUUUGGUGAAAUGGUGCUCUCUGGCAUUCAAUCUCAGGGCGUUCCUUCAGUCGUGGCCACCGUCAGUAACCUGGACAUCACUCCCUCUAAGAAGCACUCUGAUAUCAAAAGAUCGCUUCUCUCGUUCACCAACCACUUUUUCCCCGAGGAGGCCAAGAUUCACGCCCUGGAUAAUAACGCCGAGACCGUCAAUGUCCUCCGCAUGAUGGCGAAUCAGUUGCCAAAGUCGAUUACCUGGCGCGAUACUCAUCCAUACAUGCUCGCAGAAAAAGUCGCUUUCGAGGAAGACCCUUUGGAUCCCACUGUCGGCACACUGAGAGUGACAGGAUAUACCAGAGGAACCCAUUUCCAGGCCAACCGACUUGUGCACCUUCAAAAUUUUGGCGAUUUCCAGCUGGAGAAGAUCACAUCUGCUCCCAUUACCCAUAGGGCAGUUCAUGUGAGCAACGGUAACGGUAUGGAUGCGGAGGGAACAGAGACUUUGUUGGAUGCUCCUGUUCCUGGGGAGCAGGACGACUUGGCCGCAGAAAACGAGCCUGAUCUGCUUGCAAACGAGCAAACUUGGCCCACCGAGGAAGAGUUGAUGGAGGCUGAAGAGCGCGUCAAGAACAUGGAUCCCAAUGAAAGACCCGAGCAGUUGUUCAACUCUGCACCUAAAAAAGUCGUCAGACGCGUCCCCAAGGGAACUUCCAACUACCAAGCAGCCUGGAUUGUUGACUCUGACCAUGAGAGUGACGAAGAUAUUGAGGAUGAAGACGAGGAUGAGGAUGAGCGUAUGGAUGACGACGACUUGCCCAGCGCACGGAACGCAGAGGAUUCUGAGGAGGAAUACGAGGAUCUGGAGGUCGAGAACGAGGAGCCCAGCAAGGGUGAGGAGGUUUACGAGGAUGAGCUGGAUAACGAGGAAGAGGCCCGCCAGUACGCCGAUUACCUUGCCAGAGAGAAGGAAAACAGAGAUGACAUGGAGUUCCCAGAUGAGGUCGAGGCACCCAUGGAUGUCCCCGCUAGCGUUAGGUUCGCGCGCUACCGUGCCCUCGAGUCCUUCAGGACUUCGCCUUGGGACCCCUAUGAGAAUCUUCCUCUGGACUAUGGCCGUAUUUUCCAAUUUGAGAACCUCCGCCGCACAAAGCACCGCGUGAUGAACCAGGCCCUCGAGGAUGGCGUCUUGCCCGGCACGCACGUCAAUUUGUACAUUGCCAAGGUCCCACGGGCUGUCAUGGACACAUAUUCCACCUCGCGCCCCUUCAUCGUUUUCGGGCUGUUGCAGUAUGAGCACAAGAUGGGCGUGAUCAAUUUUGUGGUAAACCGCAAUUCUGAGUACGAGGGCGUCAUCAAGGCGAAAGAUCCCCUGGUUCUUCACUGCGGAUUCAGACGCUUUGUCGUUCGGCCCAUUUUUUCACAAAACACCCGCAACGGCAAGGGGACAAAUAAUGUCCACAAGAGUGAGCGGUUUCUUCAGCAUGGGCGUAGCACUGUGGUCACUGUUUAUGCACCUAUCCAGUUUGGUAGCCUGCCCGUUGUUCUCACUAAGGACUCUGAGGAUGUCAACUCCCCAGUUUUGGUUGCCACUGGAACGCUUAUGGAUGCUGAUCCCAGGAGGAUUGUCGCCAAAAGAAUCAUUUUGACAGGGCAUCCCUUCAAGGUCCACAAGCGUUCUGCUACCAUUCGUUUCAUGUUCUUUAACCCUGAUGAUGUCUGGUACUACAAAUCUGUGGAGUUGCGCACCAAGCAUGGCCGCACUGGUCAUAUCAAGGAGUCAUUGGGAACGCAUGGCUAUUUCAAGGCUCAAUGGGAUCAACAAAUUUCCAUGCAGGAUACCAUUAUGAUGUGUUUAUACAAGAGAAUUUAUCCCAAGUGGGGCACGACCCUUUGGGUCAACCCAGAUGCUGGUUCGAAUGGAGCACAGGCUGCCACGAUAGAGAGGAUGGACAUGGAUUGAAGACGCGACUCGCUUUAGAAGAUAUACUUGCAUUUUGUAAUAAACCCGAUACUCAUUCAUCUAGGAACUUGCC